AUGCCCGACACCCACACCCCCAGCGCAUCCACCGACACUCCCGCGUCGUACAAAGCCGCACUCGAGAUCCCCAUCCCCAUUCCGCGCUUGACACACUCGUUCAGGCUUGUGUGUGAUCUGGAGGCUGUGAGGAGUGUCGGGGAGGGACUGCAUGGGGAUGGCGGGCAGUUCAAUUGGAUCAACUUUACUGGAGGACACUUUGAAGGCUCGUGGGGUCACGGCGAGAUCGUCGCCGGCGGCCAAGACGCACAGCAUAUCAUGCCCUCCUCUCACCCCUCCUCCCCUCUCGCCGCGCAACUCUCAACCCGCUACCUCCUUCGCACCUCGGACGGCAUUUUCAUCCAAGUGCAAACCCGCGGCUGGCGUACCGGUCCUCCGCACAUCCUUCAAGCACUCUCUUCCGCCGCGCGCGAGGGGUACGAGGGCGAGGUACCCGGACCAGAGGAAUACAAGUUCCGUUUGUGCGUCGAGAUGGAGACGGAUUCGAGGAAUGAGAGGUAUGCGUGGUUGAAUACUAGUAUGUGGGUUGGGAGUGGGGUUAGGUCCGGCAGGCAGGUCAUCUACGACGCCUACCUCAUCGAGUAG
Rhodotorula toruloides NP11 is the source of this 585-nucleotide messenger RNA. Its product is annotated as outer membrane protein, beta-barrel domain containing protein. Lineage: Eukaryota; Fungi; Basidiomycota; Microbotryomycetes; Sporidiobolales; Sporidiobolaceae. The transcript has 4 exons. The coding region runs from base 1 to 585 and encodes 194 amino acids. The record is from RefSeq and is a predicted model, not a curated record.